This is a messenger RNA of Dipodomys spectabilis (banner-tailed kangaroo rat), 2314 nucleotides long. It is a transcript of the gene Aifm2, whose product is annotated as apoptosis inducing factor mitochondria associated 2. Gene Ontology annotation, cellular component: mitochondrion; cytoplasm. Gene Ontology annotation, molecular function: flavin adenine dinucleotide binding; electron-transferring-flavoprotein dehydrogenase activity. Bases 42 to 1160 code for a protein of 372 amino acids. Lineage: Eukaryota; Metazoa; Chordata; Mammalia; Rodentia; Heteromyidae. Gene Ontology annotation, biological process: apoptotic mitochondrial changes; positive regulation of apoptotic process. The transcript is spliced from 9 exons. The record is from RefSeq and is a predicted model, not a curated record.
UCAAGGCAGUUUGCUCGCGGUCAAGCAGUGCCUGGUUGGAGAUGGGGUCCCAGGUGUCAGUGGAUACCGGAGCUCUGCAUGUUGUGAUUGUGGGCGGAGGCUUCGGUGGGAUUGCAGCUGCCAGCCAACUACAGGCACUGAACAUCCCCUUCAUGCUGGUGGACAUGAAGGACUCCUUUCAUCACAAUGUGGCAGCCCUCCGAGCCUCGGUGGAGAGUGGCUUCGCCAAAAAGACAUUCAUUUCCUAUUCAGUGACCUUCAAGGACAACUUCCGGCAGGCCCAGGUGGUUGGGAUAGACCUAAAGAGUCAGACGGUGCUGCUGCAGGGUGGCGAGGCCUUGCCCUUCUCACAUCUUAUCCUGGCUACUGGCAGUACUGGGCCGUUCCCAGGCAAGUGUAAUAUAUUUUGCCAGCAGGCUGCCAUCCAGGCCUAUGAGGACAUGGUGAAGCAGGUCCAGCGAUCACAGUUCAUCGUGGUGGUGGGAGGCGGCUCUGCGGGAGUGGAGAUGGCAGCGGAAAUUAAGACAGAGUACCCCGAGAAAGAGGUCACUCUGAUUCACUCCCAAGUGCCCCUGGCUGACAAGGAGCUCUUGCCCUGUGUGCGGCAGGAAGUGAAGGAGAUCCUCCUCCGGAAGGGUGUGCAGCUACUGCUCAGUGAGCGGGUGAUCAACCUGGAGGAGCUGCCUCUCAACGAAUAUCGGGAGUACAUCAAGGUGCAGACGGACAAGGGCACAGAGGUGGCCACCAACCUAGUGAUUCUCUGCAGCGGUGUCAAGAUCAACAGCUCUGCCUACUGCAGCACCUUUGAGAGCAGACUGGCUGGAAAUGGUUCUCUGAGAGUGAAUGAGUUCCUCCAGGUGGAGGGCUACAACAAUAUCUAUGCCAUUGGUGACUGUGCCGACGUGAAGGAGCCCAAGAUGGCCUAUCACGCUGGCCUUCAUGCCAACGUUGUUGUGGCCAACAUCGUCAACUCCAUAAAACAGAGGCCCCUCAAGGCCUACAAACCAGGUGCACUGACCUUCCUCCUGACCAUGGGCAGAAAUGAUGGUGUGGGCCAGAUCAGUGGUUUCUACGUGGGCCGGCUCAUGGUUCGGCUGGCUAAGAGCAGAGACCUGUUUAUCUCUACAAGCUGGAAAACCAUGCGGCAGUCUCCACCCUGACGGGGAGGCCAGAUGGAAGGCUCAGCACUGCUACAGAUGGGCAAUGGGCCUCUUGACAAAGGGCAGGAGAUAAUGUCCUGUCUGAAAGAAUUACUCGUAUGAAACCAAAAAGUUAAGAGAGAGAGAGAGUAGAGAGAGGGGAACAUUAAAAGAAAGAAUUGUUUGAAGGUCUGUUUGCUGCUCAGCUGGCAAGGUCUUGGGGAAGAUGCAGGCAGCUUUCUGCCCCUCAGGCUCCUCUGCAGUGUGUGUGUGUGUGUGUGUGUGUGUGUUGGGGCUUGAGUGUGGUGUUCAGAGUUGGGCAGAGAUCUGUCUGUGAGGACAGGAAGGAGAGCCUGUAGGUGGGAACAGCUAAGAAAGGGAACUGGCCUGCACCCCAAGCCUUUCCUCAGAUGGGUUUGAGGAAGCUCAGACAAUAAGCAGGGUGUUAGUAAGCCUUAUUGUAAACUCUAGUUUUUGGUUAGUGUUUGUACUUUAUAUUUUGGACACAAUAUCUAUGAACUGUGGCUCAAGCACCCUCCUGUCUCAGUCUCCUUAGUUGCUGGAGCUACAGGUAUAUACUGCUGUACCUGACUAGUCUCUAUCUUCUUGCAUCUUUGUGAGCCUUUCUAUUUCUCCUGUUUUCAGUCCUAACUGUAUACCAUAGGCAUAUUUAAGAAGAGCUAGACACAGUUUGUUCUGGCUAGUCAUGGUGAGGUUUUGUGAAGCUGUGCGGGCUGCUGAUGUAUUUAAGGAAAGGCAGAUCACCUGUGAGGAGGUGUCAUGAGUGCAUUCAGGUUGCUGAGAGCAGCCCGCAGGCUACCCUAAUGUUUCUGGGGAAUGCAACUCAUAUAAAAACGACAAUGAGGAAGUGUUAAGAGGGGAAAUCAGAAACAGACAAGAGUGAGACUUACAAGCAAAUUUGUAUGAAGCUCUAGCAAUUCUGGGGGAGGCGAAGAGAAUCCCAGGGACUUUUUGGUUUUGUGCUUGUUUUCCUGGUCAACCCCUAUCCCUGGUUUGCAGGCUCAGCCUGGUGGUGGUAAUGUCUUCCACUGACUUGGCUAGGUAUACAAAUAAAUUCUGUAUUUGAGAGGGACCUUCCAAUAUGGAGAAGCCUCUUUUGGACUGCCUCAGCUAAAUGGAGAUCAUCUGAAUAAAUUCUGGCCUGGUUCUGCUGA